Molecule: messenger RNA, 579 nt
Organism: Funneliformis geosporum
Lineage: Eukaryota; Fungi; Glomeromycota; Glomeromycetes; Glomerales; Glomeraceae
Source: the annotation of a GenBank genome assembly
AUGGGAAAAGCAAAGAAAACGAGGAAAUUCGCCGAAGUGAAACGAUUGAUAAAUCCAAAUGAUUCAAGACUAAAAUCUGUACAAGAGAAACAAAAGUCUCGGCAGGAAAAAAAAGCUAAAGAAGCUAUUCAUAAUGUACCACAAGUAGCUUCAUCGCUUUUCUUUAGACAUAACACAGCUCUUGGUCCACCUUAUCAGAUAUUGGUGGACACAAAUUUUAUUAAUUUCUCAAUUCAAAAUAAAUUGGAACUUGUGCAGGCCAUGAUGGAUUGCUUAUACGCCAAAUGUAUUCCAUGUAUUACUGAUUGUGUAAUGGCAGAAUUGGAAAAAUUAGGUCCAAAAUAUAGAAUCGCGUUGCGAGUCGCUCGCGAUCCAAGAUUUGAAAGAUUACCUUGUACACACAAAGGAACGUAUGCUGAUGAUUGUCUUGUGCAGCGACAUAAAUGUUAUAUAGUGGCAACUUGUGAUCGAGAUUUGAAACGUCGCAUUCGUAAGAUUCCUGGUAUACCUAUCAUGUAUAUUUCUAAUCGAAAAUAUACUAUAGAAAGAUUGCCAGAAGCCUAUGGUGCUCCAGCUUAG